Molecule: messenger RNA, 1292 nt
Organism: Paramacrobiotus metropolitanus
Lineage: Eukaryota; Metazoa; Tardigrada; Eutardigrada; Parachela; Macrobiotidae
Product: V-type proton ATPase subunit D 1-like
Exons: 2
Coding region: 245-1000 (251 amino acids)
Cellular component (GO): proton-transporting V-type ATPase complex
Molecular function (GO): proton-transporting ATPase activity, rotational mechanism
Source: RefSeq, a predicted model, not a curated record
GCUCGGGAGGGGUACAUGCUACCGACUAAACGUAAAACGAAGCAGGCACAGACUUCUGGCAUCUCUGUUUGUCGCCCACACCAGACUUGUCGUAGAAAUUACAGUUUCCUUUGGGUUCAUGCAGUUUUAGUUCUUAAUUUUAUUUUCUUGUUAUAUCGCAAAUCCUGAGCUACGUACGACUCCUUGCGGUUCAUCGGAGUGAUCGGUUUUGCUACUGUGCAAAUAUUUUUGGAAUCUGCGCAAGAUGUCGGGAAAAGACGAGAAAAUCAAUAUUUUCCCCUCGCGUAUGGCGUUAACAUUGAUGAAGACGCGUCUGAAGGGAGCACAAAAAGGGCAUUCGCUGUUAAAGAAAAAAUCAGACGCGCUCACAAUGCGAUUCCGUGCUAUCUUGGGCAAAAUCAUUGAAACUAAAGUGCAGAUGGGAGAAGUGAUGAAGGAAGCCGCGUUCUCACUGGCGGAAACGAAAUUUGCUGCUGGUGACAUCAACCAGACGGUGCUGCAGAGCGUGGCGAAAGCCCAGAUCAAAGUGCGCACAAGAAAAGACAACGUUGCUGGUGUGAAUUUGCCAGUUUUUGAGCAUUUUGUGGAGGGGGGCGACAGCUACGAGCUGACGGGGAUUGCGAAAGGUGGUCAGCAGAUCGCUAAGCUGAAGAAAAAUUAUCUGACCGCCGUGAAACUGCUCGUGGAUUUGGCAUCCCUUCAGACAUCCUUUGUAACACUGGAUGAAGUUAUUAAAGUGACCAAUCGACGUGUCAAUGCCAUUGAGCACGUGAUUAUCCCCAAAAUUGAAAGGACUUUGGCUUACAUCACCAGUGAAUUGGAUGAACGAGAAAGAGAGGAAUUCUUCCGACUGAAAAAGAUUCAGGAGAAAAAGAAACAAGCAAAAGAUAAAAAAGAGAAGAAAAAACAAGAACUCUUAUCACAGGGAGCGUUUGCGGAAGAUAUUUCCGAAAAGACAAUAUUAGACGAUGAAGUGGAUCAGGAUGUUCUGUUCACAUGAAUCUUUGAGAGCUGCUGUCUUUACCGAAUUUUAUUUAAAUUGUGCGAUAAUUACACAAAAUCAUUAACUUCAUCAUUUGAUCAGUUUCUGCAUUCCUAACGUAAUGUGUGGCUUUUGGUUUUAUCCAGUUUUAGUUGCUGUGUGUUUGUUUGUACUUGUGACACUGUGAAAGAUCAUACAGAAAUGAUUGUGAAUUGUGAUUGAGUAUGAUCCAGUUAUUAUUAAUUUUAUUAUUACGCUGUUGUGGUUAUAUGAGAUGAACCCCUUAUUCAAUAAUGAUUACUGAACCGUA